CAUAAAGAUUUAAAAGUUCUGAAAUCAAUAUUUGGUGGAAUAACUCUGGUUUUUAAUCACAGUUUUCAUGCACCUUGGCAUGCUCUCCUCCACCAGUCCUACACACUGCUGUUUGAUAACUUUAUGCUACUCCUGGUUCAAAAAAUCAAGCAGUUCAGCUUGGUUUGAUGGCUUGUGAUCAUCUAUCUUUCUUUUUAUUCUAUUCCAGAGUAUUCUGUUGCUGUGACCUCACCUAUAAUGAAUAACUAUAAGUGCCUGCAUUAAUUAGUGGUGAUUAUGAUUAAUUUGACCUUUUGAUUUGUUGCCUGAUCGCGUGGACGAAUCACGCGCCUGGGCUGUAGUGCGAGCUUCGCGUGGGCACGCGCAGGAAGCAGUAGCAGCAGCAGCAAAGAUGUGGCUCGCGGUCGGGCUGGUCUGCGCCGUUCUGGGCGUCUUUUUACUGCUCAAAAAUGUGCUGGGCUCGAGCGGACCGAACCCUUUUGAGUUCGACACCCGGGAGCCGCUGAAGCCGAUGGUUGUGGACAAGAAGGAGAGGGGCAAAGUGCUGAAACAAGGCUUUUUGGCAAGUAAAGUCCCUCAGAACCUCGAUGCCAUUGUUGUUGGCAGUGGAGUUGGUGGGCUGGGUGUUGCUGUUAUGCUGGCGAAGGUUGGAAAGAAGGUUUUGGUGCUUGAACAGCACGGCAAGGCUGGAGGAUGCUGCCACACCUUCUCAGAGAAAGGCUACGAGUUUGACAUUGGUAUACACUACAUUGGUGACCUCUUGGAGAACGAGCCUUUACGAUGCAUAUCGGACCAACUCACCAAUGGCCAGUUACAGUGGGCAAAGCUAGACAACCCUUUUGAUAAGGUGGUCCUGGGGCCUCCGGAGAAUCGACGCAUUUACCAGAUGUACUAUGGUAGAGACCGAUUCACACGGGAGCUGAAGAAGUGCUUUCCAGGGGAGGAGAAGGCCAUUGAUGAGUUUGUUGAUCUGGUUAAGAAAUGUGCUGAAAGUGUUUGGACAAUGGGUGCAUUGAAGCUGAUUCCUGCUCCGAUUGCGAAGUUCCUGGCCUACACAGGGCUGCUCAAUCGUCUUUCCUACUUCUUCCGCUAUGGCUCUUGUAGUCUAGCUGACGUGGUGAACGGCCUCACACAGAAUAAAGACCUUAGGGCUGUGCUCUGCUACCUUUUUGCCACAUAUGGAAAGGCACCCAAAGAGGCCAGCUUGUCCAUGCAUAGUUUGCUUUUCUGCCACUAUAUACCCGGAGCCUGGUACCCUAAUGGAGGGGCGAGUGAGAUUGUCUACAACAUGAUCCCCAUCAUAGAGAAGGCUGGUGGAGCCGUCCUGGUCAAAGCUCCAGUCAACCGUAUCCUCCUCAACAAUGAUAAGGAGGCCAUAGGUGUGAGUGUCAUGAAGGGAAGCGAGGAGGUGCACAUUCAGGCUCCCAUUGUCAUCUCAGAUGCAGGAAUCCUCAACACCUUCCAGAAGCUCCUGCCCAAAGAGGUGCAGGUCAUGCCAGCUAUCCAGAAGCAGCUGAGUAUGGUGAAGCAUGGUGUGGCGGGACUCAGCAUCUUUCUGGGUCUUAACGGAACAAAAGAAGAGUUGGGUCUCGAAGCCAAAAACUACUGGAUCUAUGCUGAGAACAAUCUGGAUGAGCUAAUGGAGGACUAUGUGAGCAAGGACAGAGAACAUGCAAUGAGAACGAUACCUACAGUUUAUCUGGCUUCACCAUCUGCUAAAGACCCCAGCUGGGAGCAAAGAAGGCCUGGUAAAUCCACACUGAGUAUGGUGAGCUUUGCCCCCUACUCCUGGUUUGAGGAAUGGAAAGAUGAGAAGGUGUCAAAAAGGGCGGCUGAAUAUAAUGAACUGAAGGAGGAGCUCAUAAACACUGUGUUGGAAUGGGUGUAUCAGAUGUUCCCCAAGACCAGGGGCAGGGUAGAGUACAUGCAAGCAGGCACUCCUCUCACUAACCAACAUUACAUAGCAUCUCCAAAAGGAGAGAUUUAUGGAGCUGACCAUGGCAUCCACCGCUUCAGUCCAGAAUAUUGCAUCUCAGUUAGACCACAGACCCCAGUCAAGAAUCUGUACCUCACAGGCCAAGAUCUGUUUGUGUGUGGCUAUGCGGGUGCCCUGGCUGGUGCAAUGGUCUGUGGCUCUGCGAUUCUAAACCGCAACCUUGACAAGGACAUCGCAGCCCUCUGUGAGAAACUCAAACAAGCUGACAAAAAAGCACAGUAAUGCCAGCAAUGCAAGAAAGUAACUGGGUGGAGUUACCGAUGACUUGCCAUGCUUUGCUAUUUAUGUAUAAUUUGUUGCACUAGAACUUUUUCACUGACUGAAACCCUUAUAUAGGAGUGAACCCAUUUUAAACCCUAGAAAAGGUUUUAACCAGUGUUUUUAAUGAUUGCCUUAAAAGUUACUUUAAAACAGUGACACACAUUAAAGUAGCGUGUAACAUAAAUAUGGCGCUAUUCUACUUGUGUAUGUAUGUAAGCUUAGCAAAUUUUGGGCAGGUUAGACAUUUAAUUCAGGUGUGCAGAGAUUAGUGUUUUACUGCCCUCAAAUCCACUUCAGAAAUUUUGAUGUAAUUGAUCGCAUCUUGUCUGGAAGGAAGCGAGUUUGACCCUCCAGGCCUUUUUCAUUAUGUGUUAUCAGUGUUGUAGUAUUUCCAUGUGCUAUUGAUAUAUAUAUAUAUAUAUAUAUAUAUAUAUAUAUAUAUAUAUAUAUAUAUAGUACCAGUCAAAAGAUUGGACACACCUCUUCUCAUUCAAUGUUUUCUUCUUAUGAUUUUUUACAUUGUAAAUUUAACAUUGAAGUCUAUAUUAAAGCUAUACAGGGAGACAGAAUUAUUUUUCAAACAAAACUUAUUUUUUAUAUGUUUUUAUACUUUUGAUUCUUCUAAGUAGCCACUAUUAGCUUUGAUGACAGAUCUACAUACUGUUAGUAUUUUCUCAGUGGCUUCAAGAGGUAGAGUCACCUGGAAUAGUUUUCUCAGCAUCUUGAAAAACAAUAGUUGCUGCUUUUCCCUCACACUGAGCUCCAGCUCAUCCCAAACCACCAUCUCAGUUGGGUUUAGGUUAGGGAAUUGUGAAAGGGAAACACUCUUUUAGUUUACUUUGUAAUUCCAUAUGUAUUUUAAUAUUUAUCUACAGUGUAGGAAAUAAAUUAAUUAAAGACAGUGUGUCCAAAUUGGCUGGUACUGUAUAUACUAUAUUACAACAUUUUCACAUGCCUUAAUCUAAUCAUAUCAAUUAUAAAUGCUGUGAGUUUGCUGUGAGUGUUUCUAAGGCUGAAAUUGUAUUUCUGAUGUCCUACUACAAUAAAACAUGUAAAACACCUUAAAUACCUUGAACAACUUGAAAAUAAAACAAAAUGUACACACUACUAAAUGCACCACUUACUAAAUUACAUUUAAAGCAGCAGUUUUUUUUUUCUUUUAAGCUGAAUCUGUUGUGUUCCUAAAUUGAGAGAGGGUAAGAUAUUCUGCCUAGACCAUCCCUACAACAUCCAAUAUAUUUGAUCUCUAAGAGUGAACUGGUAGGUUUGUUACAUUUUAGAUAGAAUUGUAAAUGAGCAAAAUAAACAAUAUACUCAAAAAUACAGAAUUCCACAGCAAUGUAUUUACAAUAACCUGUAUUAAAAAAAUCCAUAUACUCUGUGCAAUUACACAUUCUCACCAGGGAGGUCUUUAAAAUCCCAAAUCCCCAAAACUUAAAAAAGUCACAGAAAGGAGUGAGAGAUAAAGGUGAGUUGGGAUGCAUUAUAAAAACUCCACUGGUGGCAAACAUUGCAGAAUUCUAGGUUGCAACUUCUGCUGGCAAUAAAGAAACUUUAAAACCCAAAGAUUUGGACCUUGUAAGAUGUGUACAGUGGCCUUUUUGAUGGUAUGAAAUUGUAAACUUUGAAUUUUUGUUGCGUGUGAUUUAUGCCCAUAAUAUGUUCUUGUAAUAACUUACAUUAAUAGCUACAGCAGUAAUUCCAACAUUGCGCUAAAGGUCUGUUUGCAUGACUGUAACUGUCCUUAAAUUAAAAACUGCUUCUUUGCCA
Astyanax mexicanus (Mexican tetra) is the source of this 4027-nucleotide messenger RNA. Its product is annotated as all-trans-retinol 13,14-reductase. Lineage: Eukaryota; Metazoa; Chordata; Actinopteri; Characiformes; Acestrorhamphidae. Gene Ontology annotation, molecular function: all-trans-retinol 13,14-reductase activity. The transcript is spliced from 11 exons. Bases 392 to 2218 code for a protein of 608 amino acids. The record is from RefSeq and is a predicted model, not a curated record.